Tupaia belangeri chinensis (Chinese tree shrew) is the source of this 4021-nucleotide messenger RNA. RefSeq names its product non-SMC condensin II complex subunit G2 (gene NCAPG2). The record is from RefSeq and is a predicted model, not a curated record. Gene Ontology annotation, biological process: mitotic sister chromatid segregation. Gene Ontology annotation, cellular component: nucleus; condensin complex. NCBI's taxonomy places the organism in Eukaryota, Metazoa, Chordata, Mammalia, Scandentia, Tupaiidae. Bases 248 to 3709 code for a protein of 1153 amino acids. The transcript is spliced from 29 exons.
CGGGUGUGUUUGAAUCCUGUCGGAGCGCGGGAAACGGAAGGAGCCCGCGAAGAGUGACCGCCGCGCCCAACUGCAGAAGAGAGCCCUGCUGUGGGGACGGUGGCUGGAUGGCGAGAUGACCCCUGACCUGGAAAGCUGCCCUCCAGCCCCGGGACAAGGUCUUGAACACCAAUAGUCUGAGAAGCCGGAGUGUCGCGGCAAGAGGGAGACCCAGUGAAGAGGCCGACCGGCGAAUGUGAGCUCCAGUAUGAUUUGUUCCCUACUAGGGGCACUAAAUGCCUGUGGACCGGUUUCAUCUGUCAUGGAAAAACGGGAGACAUUUGUCCAAGCGGUGUCGAAGGAGCUGGUUGGAGAGUUUCUGCGAUUUGUUCAACUUGAUAGAGAUGCCUCUGACCCCUUCAGCCUCAGCGAGUUACUAGAGGAACUAUCGCGGAAACAGAAGGAGGAGUUAUGGCAGAGGCUGAAGGCCUUGCUCACGGAUGUGCUGCUGGAGAGCCCCGUGGAGGCGUGGCAGGCGGCGGGCGAGGCCGCGGACACGGCGCCUGGCUCCAAGACGAGAAAGCACUUGGACAUCAUUCACGCCGUUACAUCUGUCCUCCUUGCUUCUGUGUCUGUGAUCAACGACAGUGAGGACUACGAAGCCCUGCUGGACUGCGCCGUCAUCGUGAACGGUGUGCUGUAUGCCUUACCCGAGUCUGAGCACAAGCUGCGGAGUGCCAUCCAGGACCUGUGCGUCACGUGGUGGGAGAGAGGCCUGCCUGCCAGGGAGGACAUGGGCAAGACGGCGUUCGUCCUGUUGCUGCGGCGGAGUCUCCAGACGAGGACGGGUGCAGACAUCUGUCGGCUCUGGCGUAUGCACCAGGCGCUGUACUGCUUCGACUACGACCUGGAGGAGAGCAGGGAGAUGAGGAACCUGCUGCUGGAGUGCUCCGUCAGUGUGGCCUGCCUGCGCAAGGAGGAGGGAAGAAGAUUUCUUAGUUCUCUCUUCAAUUGGAAUGUAAACUUUAUUAAAAUGAUCCAUGGGACCAUUAAAAACCAGCUACAGUGGUUGCCAAAGUCUCUGAUGGUGCACCUUGCAGAGGUUUAUUUCAGAGCUUGGAAAAAGGCUUCGGGGAAGAUAUUGGAGACCAUCGAGAACGACUGCAUCCAGGACCUCAUGUUCCACGGGCUCCACCUCUCCAGGACGUCCCCGGUGCACCCCAGAGUGCGCGAGAUGCUGAGCUACUUCCACCACCAGAAGAAGGUGCGGCAGGGCGUGGAUGAGAUGCUCUACCGGCUGUACAGGCCCCUCCUGUGGCGAGGACUGAAGGCCAGGAGCUCCGAGGUACGGGCCAAUGCUGCCCUGCUGUUCGUGGACGCGUUUCCCAUCAGGGACCCCAGCUUCCACGCCAGCGAGAUGGACAACGAGAUUCAGAAGCAGUUCGAGGAACUCUACAGCCUUCUGGAAGACCCUUGCCCAGCCGUCCGCUCCACGGGGGUCCUCGGGGUUUGUAAAAUAGCUUCCCGCUACUGGGAUGUGAUGCCUCCGGCCAUCCUUGUUGACCUCCUGAAGAAAGUGACGGGGGAGCUGGCCUGGGACGCCAGCUCAGCCGAUGUGCGCUGCGCCGUCUUUAAGUGUCUCCCCAUGGUCCUGGACAACAAGCUCAGCCACCCGCUGCUGGAGCAGCUCCUGCCCACACUCAGAUACAGUCUCCACGACAACUCGGAAAAAGUGCGAGUGGCUUUUGUGGACCUGCUGCUGAAGGUCAAAGCAGCCAGGGCUGCUAAGUUCUGGAAGAUUUGCCCCAUGGACCACAUUCUGGCUCGCCUGGAGAUAGACUCCCGCCCCGUGGCUCGGCGCCUGGUGAGCCUCAUCUUCAACUCCUUCCUGCCUGUGAACCUGCCGGAGCGGGCCUGGUGCGAGCGCUGCGUCACGCUGCUCCAGAUGAACCCUGCAGCUGCCAGAAGGUUCUAUCAGCACGCCCAUGAGCAUACCGCCUGCACCAACAUAGCAAAGCUGAUCCAUGUCAUCCGCCAUUGCCUCAAUGCCUGCAUCCGAAAGGCUGCCAGAGAGUGCGAAGGGGGCGACGCGGAGAGGGAGCCCCAGGACCUGAGUGUUCUGGACCAGACGCUGUCAGUCAGUGACGUGGCUUCAAUGGCUGGGUUACUAGAAGUCGUAGUGAUUCUCUGGAAGAGCAUUCAUAGGAGCAUGGACAGCAACAAGGAGGCCAGAGUCUACACCAUCGACAGGUUUGCUGCCGCGCUGCCCGAAUACCUGAGAGUGUUCCAGGAUGACCGCUGCAAGACUCCUUUGUUCAUCCUCAUGUCCUUCAUGCCGGCAUCUGCGGUCCCCCUCUUCAGCUGCAGCGUCGUCUCCACACUGAGGGGCCAGGAUGAGAGUGCCACUGACAAGGCCUACGGCACCCUGCUGGACUGCCUGUGCUCCUGGGGCCACGUCGGGCACGUCCUGGAGCUCGUGGACAGCUGGCUGCCACAGAAGCAGCCCCAGACCCAGAGUCGCUCGGCAUCGAAGCGUAAGGCGCAGGUCCGUGCUGUGCGCCCCAGCAAGCCUGGCUUAGCGCUGGCAUACAUCGAGUACCUGCUGACUCACACGGGCAACCGCCAGCGCCUGCUCUCGGCCCCCCGCAAGAAGCUUCACCGUCUUUUGAAAGCACUUGAGGUGUCCAAGGCAGAUCUGGAAUCCCUCCUGCAGUCGCCAGCCGGGGCACCUCGUACCUUCGACGAAGCCACCACCCUGCGAGCCUUCAGUCUCUUCUGCCGCCUGAGCGUCCACCUGCAGCGCAAGUUCUGCUCGGAGGAAAACGUGUGUCUGUCUGAUUUGGAGGACACUGGGCUGUGGUUGGAAAGCAGAGUUUUACCUCUGAUUCGAGAUCAAGAGGAAGAGUACCUGGAGCAUCACAGGACCCUUCACCAGCAGAUCAUCCAGACCUACCUGACUGUGUGCAAAGAUGUUGUCAUGGUCGGCCUGGGAGGCCCCGAGUUCCAGAUGCGGCUUUUACAGCGGAGUCUCGGCAUCAUGCAGACAGUGAAGGGCUUUUUUUAUGUUUCACUACUUCUUGGCAUUCUGAAGGAGGUAACCAGAAGUUUCUUGACUCAGAAAACAGACUCAGAGAAAGCUGCAGCCUUGUUUGACACAGUCCCGAAAGUGUUUCAGAAGAUGUUGGAAUGUAUUGCUCGGAGCUUCAGGACACAGCCGGAAGAAAGCCUGCAGCUCCUCUGUUCUGCGCAGACCCCCCUCCAUGAGUUCUUGACCACCCUACAGUCCCGGCAUGCGCACUCGCCCGCCCACCGGGGUGUGCUGUCCACGCUGAUUGCUGCGCCCGUGGUUGAGAUCAGCCACCAGCUGCGCAAGGCUUCUGACAUGGAGACGCUGACCCCACCAGAGCGGCUUUCUGACCUCCCUCCAUUUUCACGGUGUCUGAUGGGAAUAAUAAUGAAGUCUCCCAACGUGGUCAGGUCAUUUCUGGACGAGCUGAAGGCGUGUGUGACCUCAGACGACAUCGAGGGCAUCGUGUGUCUUACAGCUGUCUUGCACAUCAUCCUGGUGAUCCACAGAGGUAAACAGAGGAGUUCAGAGGUGACAGAGGUCGCAACUGCUGUCUACAGAAAACUGAAGACGUUCAUGGAGAUCACGUUGGAGGAGGAGAGCAUUGAAAGGUUUCUCUAUGAGUCGUCCAUGAGGUCUCUGGGGCAGCUGCUGAAUCCCUAGCAAACCCCGUGCUCGGGAGAGAGGACCCCAGGAGUGCAGCACACGCGUCUUUUCCUGACAGCAUGAGCUUGUGCAGCGGGGAGGGGUGGGGCUUGCUGAGCAGGGGCUCGAGGCUCUUACACGCCUGCUCUUCGCCACGUAAGUAACGUGUCUGGUGUCAGAUGUCCAUGCACAGAAAUUCGUGAUGAGGAGAAAGGCACUUUCCCAGCAAACCUGGUUGUUUUUAAAAUGACUUUUAUAUAUAAAGCUGUUCCCGAACUAUGAACAUUAAAGUGGUGACCACAGCUCUUUGUCCACUUUACUGCGAAGUCU